Messenger RNA from Gallus gallus (chicken), 1175 nucleotides. It is a transcript of the gene TEX55, whose product is annotated as C3orf30 homolog. Bases 200 to 727 code for a protein of 175 amino acids. The record is from RefSeq and is a predicted model, not a curated record. The transcript is spliced from 4 exons. Lineage: Eukaryota; Metazoa; Chordata; Aves; Galliformes; Phasianidae.
GACGGCGUCGGUUCCCUCGGCAACCUCUCGGCGUCUUCCAUCUCUCCCGCCUACGGUGAGCGGUGCAAGAGGCAAUGGAGAGCCGGGGGCUGACCUUAGUGACCAUUCAGAAACUUAAGUGAAGAAAUCUAGCAUACUGCCAGCUGCUAUACCACCACCUAUAGCUGAAUUUCCACUAUCACUGAAGGACUUAUCUGUGAUGGAAAAACCAGCAUAUGUAGACCAGACAUCUGUCAUGGAACUGCCAAAGCCUGUAGACCAUCUGGUUGUUGAGAACUCACCAGAUUCUGAAGACCAGUUUCCCAUACCUAGCAGAAACUCACCCGAGAGUAGAUCACCUGUGGGUGAACAGCUUGGUUUCAACGUCAAAAUAUCCAUGUCUGAAUCCUCACAGUCUUGCAGUAAAAUGUCUCUGAAUGAAUCAGCAGCAGCUGUAGUUAAACCAACAGAGAAAGCAUGUGAAAUAUCAGAGCAGCCAGUGGUAUAUGAAGACCCUUUCGAAGCUUCAGUUAACUACGUGGAGAAACAUAAUAUUCUGCAGAUAUUUCAGGAUAUCACAGUAAAACUGUUGUACGAGAAACCUGAUGACCCUUUACAGUUCAUGUUGCUGCAGGUGCAGUCCAUGAUAAAUGCCAGGCAGGCAGAAAUGGAGGGAGUAUCGGAGGAGCACAAAAAUACAGAGGAAUGCCUGGGAGAGGUCCUGGGCACUCCUUCAGGCUCCUACUGACCUUGCUGUUGUGGUAUUUCACAGGGCCUUUCCAGCAUCGUGCUUUUACAACCAGUGGAAGUACCUUUGAAAAAGUCUGCUGGUAUCUCUGUUUCCUGAUUGUUCUGUUCUGUAUGCUUGCAUUUGCCCUUCUGUUUUAAGUCCUGCAACCAAGUAUCAGUUUGGAUGCGCAAACUCAAACCUGAAAGAGUGCAUGGACCUACAUGCACAUGCAGCACAUCCUGAAAAGGCUGGGCUGCUGAACUCUUGUCUGGUCUACACAUACAAAUGCACAAAUUCCACAUUUAGGCCACCUCUAGUCUCUACUUUUCUGUGCAGAGAAACAAUACACUGUAGAAUUAAAAAGUAAUCCUGGGCAACAUUUCUUUUUCAUGAUGCACUGCUGGCGUACUCUCUCAAACUAUACAAUAAAACCAAUGUCCAUCUAACAGAUUGAAAUCCACCCUCA